Messenger RNA from Solanum stenotomum, 1649 nucleotides. Its product is annotated as protein TRANSPARENT TESTA GLABRA 1. Gene Ontology annotation, molecular function: protein binding. Bases 256 to 1284 code for a protein of 342 amino acids. The record is from RefSeq and is a predicted model, not a curated record. Gene Ontology annotation, cellular component: nucleus. Lineage: Eukaryota; Viridiplantae; Streptophyta; Magnoliopsida; Solanales; Solanaceae. The transcript has 3 exons.
AGAUCCAUGUGACCAAACUGCUCUCUGAACAAGAAGUGAAGCUUCCCGAUCCAAUCGUCCAUAGCCCCACCAAAGAUGACUCUGCCUUGGUCUUGUGGAAACGACCGGUCAAUCCUACCAACCGCUAAUUUUGUCUUCUCUUACAGUGAAGUGAACCGCCGGUCAACACCAUGUUUUCCAAUUCCAAUUUCGUCACCAAACCCAUAAUAUGCACAAACUUUAACUCAACUUCCAUUUCAUUCAUCUCCACUAAAUAUGGAGAAUUCAAGUCAAGAAUCGCAUCUCCGGUCUGAAAAUUCCGUUACAUAUGACUCCUCCUAUCCUAUCUACGCUAUGGCUUUUUCAUCCUUCACGUCUUCCCUCCCUAGCCGCCGCCGUCGACUUGCCGUCGGGAGCUUUAUCGAAGAGUUCAACAAUCGUGUCGAUAUUCUGUCCUUCGAUGAAGAUACCCUAACCCUUAAGCCUGUUCCGAAUCUCUCUUUUGAACACCCUUAUCCGCCUACGAAGCUCAUGUUCCAUCCUAAUCCUUCUGCAUCUCUCAAGACUAAUGAUAUUCUUGCUUCUUCCGGUGAUUACCUCCGUCUAUGGGAUGUUAGUGAAACUUCUAUUGAACCUCUUUUCACUCUCAGUAACAAUAAAACUAGUGAAUAUUGUGCCCCUUUGACGUCUUUUGAUUGGAAUGAGGUGGAGCCGAGAAGAAUUGGUACUUCUAGUAUAGACACUACUUGUACCAUCUGGGAUGUUGAGAAAGGGGUUGUGGAAACCCAACUGAUAGCUCAUGACAAAGAGGUUUACGAUAUAGCUUGGGGUGAAGCUGGGGUUUUUGCUUCGGUUUCUGCUGAUGGGUCAGUUAGGAUUUUUGAUUUGAGGGAUAAGGAACAUUCGACAAUUAUUUAUGAGAGUCCAAAACCGGACACUCCGUUGUUGAGGUUGGCUUGGAACAAGCAAGAUUUGAGAUACAUGGCUACCAUAUUGAUGGAUAACAAUAAGAUUGUGAUUUUAGAUAUCAGGUCUCCAGCAAUGCCCGUGGCAGAGUUGGAAAGGCAUCAGGCGAGUGUGAAUGCUAUUGCUUGGGCUCCACAGAGUUGUAGACAUAUUUGUUCUGCUGGGGAUGAUGGGCAGGCGCUCAUUUGGGAGUUGCCAACUGUUGCAGGGCCUAAUGGGAUUGAUCCUAUGUCAAUGUACUCUGCUGGAGCUGAGAUUAAUCAAAUUCAGUGGUCUGCUGCACAACGUGAUUGGAUUGCUAUUGCGUUUUCUAACAAGUUGCAGCUGCUUAAAGUAUAAGGCAAUUGGAUGAUUGAAUUUUUCCUGAACAAAAAUUUCAACUUUGUGUGAUGCAGUAUGCUGAUUCAUUUUCAUUUGGGCCCUACUGGAUCAUCUUGUUGUUUGAGAGAUCCGAUUGCUGUUUCUAAGCCUUGUCAUAGUUGUAUUUGUUCUACAUGGAGCUUCUGUUGCUCAAGGGUUGUUUAUUGCUUAACAAUAAUCUUUUCUUUUUGUAGAAAAUUCAGCUUUUCAUCUGUUAAGAAAUAGAUUAUAAUUCAUGGGAAAUAUAUAAGUUAGAUAAAUGAAUUAUUUUUAGUUUAGAAGGCCCGACCUGGAAAUUGGUGGCUUCAUUGAGAGUUUUAUCUUGGUAAUUCAGUUUAAUGCUU